This is a messenger RNA of Pelagomonas calceolata, 665 nucleotides long. NCBI's taxonomy places the organism in Eukaryota, Pelagophyceae, Pelagomonadales, Pelagomonadaceae. The record is from the annotation of a GenBank genome assembly.
GCAAGUUUUUUUUUGGGAGUCUGAGGCCAAGUAGCGGGCGUGCCUGAUUGCUACCAGUGCGGUCCGUCUUCCACGGCCGCGCGGCCUCGCGAGAGACAAGGUUUGAAAAUUUUAGAGUGACCCAGCAAUCGAUUAUGGUGAAGACAGAGGCCACCAGCAAACGCAAAGCGGAGGACGAGGAGGCCAAGCCGACCCUCGUGAAGGUCGCCGGUUGCCCUUCGACGUCGGUGCUGGGCCUGACGGCGGCGACGGGGUGGGGAGGCGUCUGCUACGUUCCGUUUUCAACGCCCGCGCACGCGGCCGCGGCGGUCGAGCGCAUCAAUCGCGAGGUCGCCGGAGCGGUCGCCUCGGUCGUGGACGAGGCGCCGCCGGGCGUCGACAUGGCCGCGCCGAGCAAAAAGCCCCGCGGCGGGCCGGCCUCACUUCUCCUCAAAGGCAUCCCGUCGUCCUGGGAUUGGAAGUACGUGAAGGACCUCUGCCACAACAAGGACCCCACCGUCUAUCUCCCCGGACGGACGCCGGCGCCGCGGCGCGGGCGCGUCACUGUAGAAUUCGCCACGAUCGAGCAAGCGGAAGCCGCGGCGGCCCGGAUCAAUGGCGAUCUUCCCUCCGUCGUCCCGACCGCCGGCAUCACUGCAGAGAUUGUGUAAGAAGAGUAGUGACUG